CAAAACGGUGCGAGCGUUCUCAUUAUUCUCCCAAACCAAACAGAAGCGUAGAAGCAGCGGUGAAAAUGGAGAUUCAAUGCAACAACCCGAGCUUGAAAGUGCGAGCGAGGAAGAAGCUGAUGCCCCUGGACUUGGAGGACUACAUGGACUUCCUGCUGUCUCACAGCCAACUCCAUCCCACCAUCAGCUUCCUGAACCAGAUCGUCGCCAUGCACGGAUUCAAGAUCAUCAGGAAGCCUAAGAAUGAGGUAACCGAAGCGGUGAAAGCACUCACUCUCGUGGAACCGUGGCGCUCGACGCUGAACGACAACAUUUCGUCCAUGGAGUUCGUCGCACUCGAGGACGUAAUCGCCGACCUGAAAGACCUCAACUGGCAAGAGUGCUGCGUCACGUCGAUUCAAACCCUCAACUCGUGCAAACCGACGGAACCAAAGGGUUCGGAUCCGAGAGGCGUUGGCGACGUGUGCGGCGGCGACCGAGCUUCGUCGUCGUGCGUCGUCGGAUCGGAGUCCGGCGAGCGCCUGGGGAAGCUGGUGCCGAAGAGCAAGAGGAAGAGAUUGAAUGCGAUACUAGGUGAUUGUGGUGGGACUCAUGAUGGGGGUCGAUCUUCGGGUUGCGUUUCAGUCGGAUCUUUCGGGUCGUGUUGAAUUGUUUUGUGUGUGGCGCGCUAUGGGUGGUGGUUUUCUGAACGAACCGUUUUUUGUCUUGGAAUCUUGCCUUGGUUUUUAGGGUUUGUAGAGGUAGAAGUACUAGUAGGAAUAAAUCUGUAAUUUCCUGGGAGGGUAUUUCAUGCAAAUUAGUGACA
Molecule: messenger RNA, 805 nt
Organism: Corylus avellana
Lineage: Eukaryota; Viridiplantae; Streptophyta; Magnoliopsida; Fagales; Betulaceae
Source: RefSeq, a predicted model, not a curated record